AUGGGCCGGAGAAAAAUCGAGAUCAAGGCCAUCAAAGAUGACCGCAAUCGCUCAGUCACGUUCCUGAAACGAAAGGGAGGUUUGUUCAAGAAGGCGCAUGAGCUGGCUGUUCUUUGCUCCGUUGAUGUAGCCGUCAUCAUCUUUGGUCACAACAAGAAGUUGUAUGAGUAUUCAUCAUGCGACAUGCAUGAUGCUCUCGGUCGCUAUCAAUAUUUCGGCCCUCCCCACGAGCAUAAAGGACCAGAAGAUUUUGCGGGCAAGCGAGACGAUGAUGACGAUGAAGAUGAAGCGUCACCCGCCCCCGAGGACAUACAAGCAAUCCAGCAAAAUCACCCCGCCAUUCCCACUCACCUCCAGAACCAGCCUGCGUUUCAGCACAUGAAUCACGCACCUUCCGCAUCCCCACCGAUCCAUCAUGCUAUGACACGCCAUGGUACACCACAGUCACAAAGCACUUCCCGCCCCUCUUCACGGAAUCAUAUCCGCCGAGUGAGCUCGAAUCUUGGCCCACAGCAACGUGGUACACCUCCGCCGCCUCCGCCCCCGGUUCCUCAAAAUGGUGGUUUUACAUAUAUGCCAAAUGCACCUAUGUACAACCCGAAUGUUCACAGCACAAUGAAUCAGCCUCGACCGGGACAGUUUGCACACUAUGGACACCCACCGGGACAUCAAGGGACGCCUCCUAUGCAUCCGCACGGUUUGCCGCCACAGCAAAUGCCACCGCAGCACCAGGGCCCAGCGCAUUUCCAACAGCACAAUCAUGUAGGGAUGCCUCCUGGGUCCCAUCAACAGGUGCAGCAGGCAUACAUGCAGGAACAUGGGAGAAAUUCCAUGCCUCCGGGAUUCGCGCCAGAUGGCCAUCAAGAACGGCCCGCCGCAACUCACUCACAAGAUGAUUCCUCGGGUGCGAUGAAGGCGGAGGACAAUCAAUCGCCGCCUCAGAUGAAGUCAUUGUCCAAGUCGCGUAGUAUAUUCACGCCGAUUGAUGACCGAGGGUCUGUCCUCGCCCGUCAUUUCGGAGCUGGGGCGCCAUCAUAUGAAUCCCAUGACAAUCAUUCCCUUAAGCUAGAGACAGCAGCACAAGCCUCUGGUCCAAAGUCAAUGCCUGUUCGAGCAGCAACGGAGGCUCCGCGUGCAGGGUUAACUGCGUCGACAUCGGAUAUAAAACCACCAUCACGAACUAACAGUGGACCGCUGCCAUCGAAAAGACCGCAGUUGAAGGUGCAGAUUCCUAGCGAACCCUCAGAGGGAGGCAGUGCCACAGGCGACUCAUCACGCGAUUCUGCUGGGAAUAAAACCUCCACGCCCCCAAAAGGGAACUCUGAGAAUGGCCCCUCGGGUGUGGUUCUACCCCCUCCAUCCCCCUCAGCCGGUGCAAUACUGAGUGCGGGCGCCCAAGGCCCUCCCAAUCCGUUUGCGCGACCGCCUCCCCCGGUUGCCACCACGCGAAACGACUCGUACAGCAGCAAUAGCGGAAAUCAGAACAAUGGGAACAACUCGAAUAACAUCGAGACGCCCAUAUCAGCCUUGCCUAGCCGCUUCGUUUCUGACGCCCUCCUCCCAUCACCUUCCAGCUUCUUCCCCGAAUGGGGCUUUGGCCGCUCCGGCCCUGACUCCAACAUGCUGCCCAGUCCUCUCACCUUCCCGACGCCGGCAGUACAAAGUGGACCCAGCUUUUCUCGAGAAGACGAACAUGACAAGAAGAGAAAAAGCCCAGAAGGUGGGUCCACUGGAGAAAGUGCAAACAAGAAACCAAAACCCUGA
Molecule: messenger RNA, 1764 nt
Organism: Penicillium bovifimosum
Lineage: Eukaryota; Fungi; Ascomycota; Eurotiomycetes; Eurotiales; Aspergillaceae
Gene: rlmA
Product: SRF-type transcription factor RlmA
Exons: 3
Coding region: 1-1764 (587 amino acids)
Biological process (GO): positive regulation of transcription by RNA polymerase II
Molecular function (GO): RNA polymerase II cis-regulatory region sequence-specific DNA binding; DNA-binding transcription factor activity, RNA polymerase II-specific; protein dimerization activity
Source: RefSeq, a predicted model, not a curated record